CUAACACACAACAACAACGGUUUUUACACAAAGUUGGCGCGGACAACGAUUAAAAUAGCCAUCAGAUAGCGUGUCAUCACAAUGCCACGCCUCGUGAAGAGGAAGCAGAUGGUGCAGAAUCUUAUGGAGGAUAGUUCAGAUCCUCCUGAAGUCGAUUCUUUACUUCAGAAACAACGGCUUCUUCUCAUGUCAGGAAAACUUCCUUCAUUAGAACCAAGAGCAGAAGCAACACAUGAUCCCCAGGCAGAGAGCAGAGUAACUUCAAAGUUAUCUGAUGAAGAUUGUCUAGAAGAUAAUGGUACAGCAAAGACUACUCCGAGUGAGGUCAUAGAUUUGGUAUCAGAUGAUGUUGAAAUGUCAGAGGUCAUACAGGGGUCAGAGGUUAGGAGAGGAGCAAAUCCAAAUCGAAGACGGACUUUGGAGUUGGAUGAUCAAGCAGCGUCUGUCCGUGGUUUUAAGCGACAAGCUUCAGAGAUGGAUCCAGCAAGACCUGGAAUUAGAGGAGGACCUGUAGGAGCUAGAAAGACUCUCAGCGAUCGUCUGUUUGGUAUCGGUAAAAACUCAGAGUAUAGAGAGAGUACGGAGGGAAGGUUUAGCAACAGACUGGAAGAUAAGGAGACUACUGGAUCUUUCACAAAGAUGAGGAUUAUGGCAUUGAAUGAAAGCAGUAGUGAUGAGAGUGACUUGGAACUUGAGAUGGAGAGCAGUAAGGAAGCUCAGGAAGCUGAAGCUUAUACGUUGUACAAUAAAGCAUUGGAUUUACAACGAGCAGGAAACAAGAAAGAAGCGGAAUCUACGUACCAAGAAUUACUCAGUAUCCCAUUACUAGCCGAGAUUGAGCCACCUGAUGAAAUACCUGAGUUGAUGUAUCCAGGAUUAAUGUUGAAAUAUUCAUCGUAUAAAAACCUGGCGAGUAUGUCUUAUGAGAAGAAGGAUCUAGACACUGCUAUCAAAUACUAUGUAGAGGCUGUAAAGUUUGAUGAGAGUGACGUUACUGUAUGGUAUAGAAUGGGAACCAUUGCAGUUACAUUGUACCAGCUACCUCUAGCUAAACUAAGCUUCAUCCAAGCGUUGAAGUGUAGCUCUAAACAUUGGCCUAGUCUGGAUAGAUUGUGUACUGUACUCUAUGCAAUCAAUGACUAUGCAAGUUGUCUCUUUUAUAUCUGCAAAGCUUUAGAGAAGGAUCCUAACUAUGUAAAAGGAGUUGUCUUAAGAGAGAAGAUGUAUCAGGAGCAGCCAUCUUUAAGGAGGGACAGCUAUGAAUUAUUCAGAAAUUGCCACAACACUCUUCAUUUUUCUCAAGUCAAACAAGUAGAAGCAGACAGGAUCAUCAAGGAAGCUCUGUCUAUACGAGAAAAUAGGCGCGCUCUGGCAAAGAGACCUCCUAUGCCUCUGGUCAAGUUACUGACUCCAUUUUCUUCAUUUUCUUCAUUCACCUGGAAGGGGCUUGGGGAGAGACUAGUUGCUCUCUAUGAUCACCUGCAACACAGCUCUCCUCCAUUAAGUGUCUGCUGUAAGAUUGAUCUGAGUGAAUUCAUCCAACAUCCAGAAGAAAAAGAAAAUGAAGCAGAAAAAGACUCUAUAGACGAUGCUCCAAUGGACAUAACUCAGGAUACAGCAUCUCCUACUGAAUCCAAGACUACACCCAGUGAAGAUACACCCCUAGCCCAGGAAACACCUGCCAAAUCUCAGGACACACCCCUUUUAGAAUCUCAGACCACGCCCUUCAUUGCACCCAAUCAACUGCCGUCACAGAGGAAGGAGUUGAUUACAAUUCCUGAGGACCCAUCUGAGGGAAGAUCACCUCAGAAUCAAGAACAGAAAGAAAUAGAUUCCCCUGAGCUGAUUCCAAUGGACACUUCUCAACCAGUUCCAGUUGGUAACACACUGCAGGCCCCAGUACAAACAGAACUACAGAUCCCAGUUCAAACAGAUCGACAGUCCCCAAUACCAAUCGAGCGACAGUCCCCAAUACAAAUAGAGCGACAAUCCCCAAUACAAAUAGAGCGACAAUCCCCAAUACAAACGGAGCUACAGACCACAGAACAAACGGAGCGACAGUCCCCAGUACAAAUGGAACAACAGAUCCCACAACAUAUAUCCCCACAGACGGAGCAAACCUCACUACAAGUGCAAGUGGUAACUCCUCGUUCCACUCCACAACAACCCUCAGAGCAAACCCAAGAACAGACCACACAGCAAACUCCUCAGGAGACUUUGCAGCGAACACCUCACCAAAUCCCAGAACAGACUUCAGAGAAAAUCCCUCAGCAAAGACUAGAGCAAACACCUCAACCGACCUCGCAGCAAACUCUUCAGCAAACCUCGCAGCAUACACCAAAACAAACGCCAAAAACUCCAGAACAGACUUCAGAGCAAAUUUCUCAGGAGAUCUCUCAACAAACCCCACAACAGACCUCACAGCAGAGCCCUCGUGAGACCUUGCACCAAACAUCAGAGCAAACACCAGAUCAAACACCACUUCAGACCCCACAACAGACCCAUGGGAGCAGUGACACUGAAGAGCUUGUUGCCAUGGAAACUGAACCACUUCCUGUUAAAGAGAAAAAGCGUAGAGGACCUAAGAGGAAACGGGAUAAGGGUAACAACCCAUUGCUUGGAAAUAGGCGAUCCACCCGGGUUCGCAACACAGCUGUGAAGAAGAAAGAAGAUUUAGUGAAUUAUCAAGAGUUGCUUCGACAGUUUCUUCCAUCAAGUCUUCAAGACAGCGAUGAUUGUGCAAAUAUUGAAAAUUCUCAUAGUUCCUCUGAGAGGACAAAGGUCAUCAAGAAGCAAGAUUCAAGAAGCAAUAAUAUCUCAGACGAACCCAAACCACAAGAAUCCCCAGUUUCUGAUCCUCAGGAAUGGGAAAACGUCUGGCAGUUUUUAGCAAAGAGACAAAGGAAUAGUGGAAUUCUGCAACUGCUUCGUGGUUAUCUGAUAGAGGUUGCUAAACUGGGUGGCAAAUGGCCAUCUGGAUUAUCAAGUGUCUUUGUUGAUGGGUUUAUCCGAUCUCGACCUCACACUAUCCUACCAAGUAUCUUCAGUUCUGAGUACACCAGUGAUUUCAAAGUUUCUUAUGGGUUUAUGUUGCUGUCAUUUGCUGAGCUGAAGGUUGAUCAGUUAGUUCUGACCAGGAAUAAAACACCAAAUAGCUCCUCCAAAAAAGCUGAUGUAGAGUCGAUGGGGCAACAUUUUGAAUCUGAUCUGUUUUAUGUUCAAUGGUUGACAACAUCAGGAGUAAUACAAGCAGAUCAAUGGCAAGACUUCACUGCUAGAUUUUAUUGGAUGAAGGCCAGGUAUAUGAUGCUGGUUGGCAAAUCAGAUCAAGCCAUUCAGUCCUUCUCACUGUGUACUGAUAUUCUAAGUGAGAAACAAGACCCUUCGCAACCGGAUCAUGAAGUCUUCUUAGCAAACUGCAUCAUGGAGAGUAAUAAAAUAACUAUUGAUCUGGUGAAGGAGCAAUUGAAAUCCACCCAGCACUGCCAAUCCUUGGAAGAAAUCCAGCGACUCUACGAAGCUGAACAGUUUGACAAGGUGACUGAACUACUCCUCCCAACACUCCAAGAUACAUCAUCAAGAAGGAAGAUGCUGAAAGAAGGAGCCACUCCUCAGCGAACAUCUCAGCUAUUAUUGUUACAUCAGUCUCUACUCAAGGUUCAUGAUUAUAAGCAAUGUGUAAUGAGUGGUGCAGAAAGUAUCUCAGAAGCAUUACAAGAAAUCACUGUUUCAAAGACUCCACCAAUCAGAGAAGAGUGGGUUACUCUAGCCAUGCAACUAUUUACUGUCAUCAACAAAGCUCUAACUGAAGACAUUGAUUGCCUUAAGCUUUUGGUUCGACCACAACGUGUAAGAUUUACCAAUGCUAUCAUUGGUAUCAUUGAAUUAUGUAUGGAUAGUGAUUGGAGUAUGCAGAGUACCAGUGUCUUACCGUGGGUCGUCUUAUACAAAGUUAUUAAACAUGAAGAGGACCAGAUUGCAUCCAAGGAUAUAAGUGUUACCACGGAAACACAAGCUACACCUAUGAUGCCAUCUUCAUUGAUGUUGCUGGAAACUGCUCACGAGUAUCUUGGCAGGCGUUCGCUCUGCUGCAACUCAGAGGGAGCUUUCCUACGUCUCUACAUAUCUGUGUUAAGUAAAGAGAUCUCCAUGGGAACUGAGGAUGAGCCACACCCAUUUCUGAGUGAUUUAAAAUACUACAUAGAGCAGUGUUUCUUCUGUCUCCAUGGACACCCAAGUAAGAAAACCAAAGCAAGACAUCUACAAGAUCAUGGAGUAGAAGAGUUACCGAUGGAUCUAGAAGAUGCGCGCAUCAUCUUUAACUACUUCAAGCCAAGUGUCUUACCAGAGUUUGAUUCUUAUAAGACAUCAUCAAUGUCAGCUGAUUUAGAGAGCCUCCUCUUGAAGAUUGUACGGAUUAUCCCUGUAUUGGAUAAGCCUGCUAUUACCAUGGAAAUGCUCCAGUCUUAUAUGGAAGAGAAGACAGAGGAAGCUCCGUCCAUCCCGAAAGAUCGGACUAUAACCAGACCUGUUGUCAAGGAGAUAUAUUAUUUGUUGGCUGAUUUCUACUUCAAAAACAAAGAGUUCUUUAAAGCCAUCAAGCUCUACAUGCAGGACCUAUGUGUCUGUCCAGAUAGACUAGAUAGCUGGGCCGGGAUGGCCUUAGCAAGGAGUGGACGCUUAGAAUCUAAACUGUGUGAUGCUAAGACAGAAGGCACUAUAUACAAACAAUCUGUAGCCGCUCUACGUUGCUUCCAUCGAGCCCUUGAGAUCGACCAAACCAAUCGAUCCUUGUGGAUUGAGUAUGGCUCUAUGUCGUACAUGCUUCACUCACACGCAUCUCGGCAACUCAAACAAAAGGAGCAAUUCUCACUGACAGAUGACAUCGUUAAGUUCCUUCAAGAGAAACGUAAUGAUUGUUUAUCUCUCGCUGAGAGUUGUUUCCAAGAAGCGAUUCAAUGUGAGGUAGACGGUGAGGAAGAGGAAUGGUUGGUUCAUUACAUGCUUGGAAAGAUUGCAGAGAAGCGACAGACAGAUCCUCAGGAGUUCCUUGAACAUUAUAAGAAAGCUGCUUAUUAUCUUCAUGAAGAUGAGGCUAAAUAUCCCAAGAAGAUUGCAUAUCACAACCCUCCAGAUUUAUCACUAGAAGCCCUUGAGAUGUUCUUCAGACUACAUGCCUCCAUCUUGAAGCUCCUUGAGAAACCAGAGUCAGCAAGCUGUGAAGAUAACUUUGCAAUGUUUCGUCGCUACAUCAUAGACGCUGCCGAUGAGCCGUUUGUCAUUGCACAAGAAAACACGGAUACCAGUGAGCCACAAUCAUCAGCAGAGACUGAUCCGGAUUCUAAAUCAGAGGUCAAAGGUCAAGAGGUUAAGCUUUACAAGCAGCGAGUGCCAGGAAGUCCGCUAUUCAUCGCCACGCCUAUGGAUCAUGAUUAUUUGAAAUCAAGAAACAAAAAGAGACAAUCAACAGACUCUCAGGAACAGAAUGCUUUAAAUCAAUCCACGCCAGAGAAAAUAAAAGAUGCACAAAGUCAAGAUGACUUAAAGACUGAGGCAGGUCAACGAAGUACUCCCGAGAAACAAGAAAGUACUCCGACAGAAACAAAAGAUGAGGAUGGUUUGAACAAAGAGAUGGAGACUAUAGAUCUUAUCACGUCAUCUGAAGGAGAAACAGUUGAAGCUCAAGAAGGUUCUAAGGAGGAUGGAAUAAGACUUAGUUCUCAAGAUAAACCUGAAGGAUUACUUAAUCAGAUGGAACUUGAUGAAGAUGCAAAGAAUCCAAGACAAGGGAAAGAUGAAGGAGUCGGGUUAGGAAGUCUGGAGGAGCAGAAAAUCUGGCUGAUUGAGAGAUGUCUUGAAGCUAUGAAACUUUGUCUUACUCGAUUCCCACAGCAUUAUAAAUCACUGUAUCGGAUGUCUAAUGCUUACUGUAUUGCACCAACACACAAGAAUUUGCAGUGGAGUCGAGACUUGUUACUAGGCAGUGUGCAACCAUGGCAACAGACAACUCAUAUGCCAUCUCCAGCUCUAUUUGCGGAACAUUGGAAAACCAAGAAUCUAUUCCAUGGGAUCUGGAGGAUUCCUAUAAGUGAGAUUGACAGAUCUGGUAGUUUUUCAUGGCAUAUGUAUCGCUCUGUGAAUCUACUUAUUGAUAUUCUGAAGAAGAUGAAGGAUCACGCUAUGCUGUUACAGAUCUCUGUCAAACUAAACAGGACUCCAGAAUUGGGCAAACAAUUCUUAAGAGAUGGUGAUCGUCAAUAUUUGGCUAAGUAUUGCUACAAGACGUGUCAGACCGUCCUACAGGAAUACGUCACUUUAGCCAAGACUGGUACAGAAGAGCUAAAACUGCAGGCUGUUCUGUCGGCCUAUCAGUUAGUCCAGACAGUACAGAAUAAGCUACAGACCGAUCUACGUAUCCCAACUCAACUUCUUAAAGAAGCGUACAGAACAUACAAAGAUUUGAAGGAUGACUCUGAUAUUGCAGUUCUUGAGCAGGCAACUCGGUUUUGUUUCCAACGUUUAUAUACCAGCAAAGCACCCCAGACGCCAACUUCACAGCCAGAGUCUAUAUUUUCAUCGUGACCGCCUAAGAGUAAUAUGAGGAGCUUUCUAACAUCGGACAGUCAAGAGUAGAAGAUCUUAGCUCUACCCCUCCAGACAUCACAAGAUAUACCUCAGACUUCAUUGUGUUCCAAUAAGGAGCUUUCUAACAUCGGACAGUCAAGAGUAGAAGAUCUUAGCUCUACCCCUCCAGACAUCACAAGAUAUACCUCAGACUUCAUUGUGUUCCAAUAAGGAGCUUUCUAACAUCAGACAGUCAAGAGUAGAAGAUCUUAGCUCUACCCCUCCAGACAUCACAAGAUAUACCUCAGACUUUAUUGUGUUCCAAGUGGAAGUUAACUUGGAGUCAAGAUACACAUUAAUAUGGGCAAUGAGUGGUAUGUAGUUUAAAAGAACUGGAUUCAAAUAAUAUCAGGAAUGAAAUAAGAAGCAGAAUUGUUAGAACUGUCAGUCACUAACUCUUAUCAUGUGCCAAGCGGUGCCUAGCGACCAGUUUAAAUCCCUUCAACAAAUUAGUUUAAAAAUUAAAAAUAAGAAUCGCACGACAGUUUUCCAAUUAAAAAAUCCCAUCCACUGUAACAGUUGGAGUAAAGGUUGAUAACUUGAUCAAAACAUCAACCUUGUUUCCAAGGAAAGGACAAUUGUGGCAACAAUACAAAGAAGACAAAGUGUUACUUUACUUGUAUUCAUUCACUCUUGGUUAUUGUAGUUUAUUGCGUAAUAAUAUAUCACAGCAAGGUAUUCUUAAACUAUUGAUCAUUGAUACAGAUUUAACAAGUUACUAAUGCCAAUGCUAGAAGGUUGUGACUUCAUGGAGAUUUGCAUUAUCGUUUGAAUUGACGACGACUUUACAGCUAAAAUUUGACAUCAAUUUCACUUAGAAUUCUUUUUUUGCAAAUGCUCAAAAUACAUGAAGUUAAACUGCCAACAUCUUUUGUUUUUAAAUAAUAAACCGGAAUAAUUACUGAGUCAUGCAAAAUAUGAUUUACAUUUUCGUUAUACAGUAGAUGUGCAUCUUUAGUGCAAAACUGCUUCUUAAAAUGUUUUUGUUAUCACUUGGUUUAUGUAGCUUGUAGGAUUGUUUUUCAAACUUUGUAAGGAUUCUUUUGAAAUAAAAUCUAGAAUAAAACUAGCUCACAAAAA
This is a messenger RNA of Asterias rubens (European starfish), 7704 nucleotides long. Its product is annotated as calcineurin-binding protein cabin-1-like. Gene Ontology annotation, cellular component: nucleus. The transcript is spliced from 40 exons. Gene Ontology annotation, molecular function: nucleosome binding; protein binding. Gene Ontology annotation, biological process: chromatin organization. The record is from RefSeq and is a predicted model, not a curated record. The coding region runs from base 82 to 6582 and encodes 2166 amino acids. NCBI's taxonomy places the organism in Eukaryota, Metazoa, Echinodermata, Asteroidea, Forcipulatida, Asteriidae.